Molecule: messenger RNA, 1188 nt
Organism: Merops nubicus (carmine bee-eater)
Lineage: Eukaryota; Metazoa; Chordata; Aves; Coraciiformes; Meropidae
Gene: TRAPPC13
Product: trafficking protein particle complex 13
Exons: 11
Coding region: 1-1188 (395 amino acids)
Cellular component (GO): TRAPPIII protein complex
Source: RefSeq, a predicted model, not a curated record
AUGAGGCUAACCAAACCUACCUUAUUCACUAAUGUUCCAGUGACUUGUGAAGAAAGAGAUUUGCCAGGUAAUCUGUUUGACCAGCUCAUGAAAGAUGAUCCUUCUACUGUAAAGGGAGCGGAAACUUUGAUGCUGGGAGAAAUGCUGACUUUGCCUCAGAAUUUUGGAAAUAUAUUUCUGGGAGAGACCUUUUCCAGUUACAUUAGUGUACACAAUGAUAGUAACCAAGUUGUCAAGGAUAUACUGGUGAAGGCUGAUCUUCAGACAAGUUCUCAGCGCUUGAACCUUUCAGCUUCUAGUGCUGCAGUGGCAGAACUUAAGCCUGACUGUUGCAUUGAUGAUGUGAUCCAUCAUGAAGUAAAGGAGAUAGGAACACAUAUAUUAGUUUGUGCAGUAAGUUAUACUACACAGACAGGAGAGAAGAUGUACUUCAGAAAGUUCUUCAAAUUUCAGGUCCUUAAGCCACUAGAUGUGAAAACCAAAUUCUACAAUGCUGAGACAGAUGAAGUGUUUUUGGAAGCUCAGAUUCAGAAUAUCACUACCUCUCCAAUGUUCAUGGAGAAGGUUUCUUUAGAGCCGUCUAUGAUGUACAAUGUUGCAGAACUGAACGCAGUUGACACAGUGGGGGAAAGUGAGUCUACUUUUGGCUCGAGGACUUAUUUACAGCCCAUGGAUACACGUCAAUACUUAUACUGCCUUAAACCAAAGCAAGAAUUUGCAGAGAAAGCUGGAGUAAUAAAAGGUGUAACAGUUAUUGGUAAACUGGACAUUGUGUGGAAGACUAAUCUGGGUGAACGAGGAAGGCUGCAAACUAGCCAGCUCCAAAGAAUGGCUCCUGGUUAUGGUGAUGUCAGGCUCUCUUUGGAGACAAUACCAGAUACUGUAAAUUUGGAAGAACCUUUUGACAUUACAUGUAAAAUAACAAACUGCAGCAGUGAAAGGACUAUGGAUCUGGUUUUAGAAAUGUGUAAUACGAAUUCCAUCCACUGGUGUGGAGUUUCGGGAAGGCAACUUGGAAAGCUGCACCCAAGUUCAUCCCUCCAUCUUGCACUCACAUUGUUGUCUUCAGUGCAAGGAUUGCAAAGUGUCUCUGGCUUAAGACUUACAGAUACGUUUUUGAAGAGAACAUACGAGUAUGACGAUAUUGCACAAGUCUGUGUGGUUUCUUCAGAAGUCAAACAAAGCUGA